AUGGAAGGCUCUAGCGAGGAACUGGAACAACCUAAGAUCACGCAGGAAGCAGCAGCAGGCUCUGAAGAUGUUCAAGAGUCCGAUAAGCAAGGAUCUUCUCUCCAAUCCGAAAGCUUCGAUCCGCAACAGAUUCUGUUGGAGGCAAUUGAUCGCCGUAGGCAACAGUACAAUUCCAGGCAGGCUUUUUUCCUUUCUAACUUGGGAUUUGAUAUCCACAAUUCAAUCCGGCAUACAGGAAACUCGCCAUCUGAAUUUCUUUCUGUACCAAACGAUCAGGUACCCGCUGCGCAAACAGGACUUGAUGAAAGUCUAUUCGUGCCGCAGGAAGAAUAUGCCUCGUUGUAUCUUCCAUCUUUGGGACCAGAUGUGCCUUCUAUGUCUCCAGAUGAUCAAAAUUUUGUCGAACUACUUCAGGGGCUCAAUCCAGAAGGUGACACAAGUUCACCUGUUCAACAGCUUUCGCAGGUUGCACCUCACUCGAGCGCCAGUGCUUCACAAACAGGAAAUGCAGGCACAGCAGCUGCACCUGCCGAUGAUGAGGAAGACCCAAGGCUGUCCGCACCGUCAUGUAAGACUUCCCGGAUGACACUGGAGACCAAAGCUGCCCAACAGAAUGGCCUGACGAGGAGCUUGAAGCUAGUACCAGGACUGACCUAUCAAAGCGGCAAUUCAAUUCUAUCAAGAAAUGGUUUGAUAGUUUGGAGAAGCCAUCUGUGGCAGAUGAGAUACGCCUGGAAAAAGCAAGGCAACAAGAAUACGCUCGGAAGGAAAGGGUGGCAAGGAGAAAGGCCAUCGAAAACCAGAGUGAUCUCUCUCUCAGACAUCGACGAGCCCAAUGAAUCCACUUCAAAAGAGGCUCCUACCGAGCAAAAGUCCGAGAGUUCUAAUGCAAUCCCUGUCAAGCCGCAGCCGAAAAAGAGACGGCAAAACAGGAUUUCAGCAGAAGAAAAGCGAAAGAGCAAGGAACUCGGUCUUGCUGUUGUUCUUGCGCGCCAGAAGAAGAGGGAGAUGUCGAAGAGAGCACCCCGUAAGCGCAAAGAUAGAGGGUUCGACAACGGAAUCGCUGGCCCCAGUAAAAGACCGAAGCGAGGGCCCCUGGGUACCAAAAAAUACCUAGAAUCCCUCCUUUCUUCUGGAGUCGCGGAAGAUGCACAUGUCAACGCUUCACUGGAUGCGAUACCUGCUUCUAUUGACAAGAAUAAGAUGAAAGCACUCAAACGACUUGUCGCUACCAUUCCGAGUGUGGAUCAGAAGGAGGCUAAAUCUGACAAGAAAAAAAUUCUUGAAGCUACUCGCAAGUUCACAUGCAGUCCGAGAAGCGAUGGAAAACUCGGGUGGAACAUCAAGGGAAUGAAAACAAGUUUAUAUCACUAUCAGCUACUUGGGGCUGCUUUUAUGCGUGACCGCGAAAGUUCGUCAGAGGGACCCUUUGGGGGACUCCUCUGUGAUAUCAUGGGUUUCGGGAAAACUAUUCAAGCACUGGCAAAUAUCGUAGAUGGAAAACCUUCUGAUCCGGAGGAUCCUGAGAAGACGACGCUUAUUGUUGUUCCGUCGCACCUAGUCACUCACUGGUAA
This is a messenger RNA of Aspergillus luchuensis, 1575 nucleotides long. RefSeq lists its product as uncharacterized. The coding region runs from base 1 to 1575 and encodes 524 amino acids. The transcript has 7 exons. Gene Ontology annotation, molecular function: ATP-dependent chromatin remodeler activity; ATP binding. Lineage: Eukaryota; Fungi; Ascomycota; Eurotiomycetes; Eurotiales; Aspergillaceae. The record is from RefSeq and is a predicted model, not a curated record.